Molecule: messenger RNA, 2496 nt
Organism: Aureobasidium vineae
Lineage: Eukaryota; Fungi; Ascomycota; Dothideomycetes; Dothideales; Saccotheciaceae
Source: the annotation of a GenBank genome assembly
AUGAACCCAGGACCCGCCCCUCGUCCUCCCACCGACCGUCCCCGUCUCGCUCUCACCCCCAACGUUAACAAUGUUGCCGGCAACAUGAGCCAAUUGAGCCUGCAGUCACCUGGCCCUGCCGGUUCCACAACUUCUCUACAGCGCUCCAUGACCGACUUUGGCUCGUCUCGCAAUGAGUCGUCGGCCGUCAAGUCUGGCUGGGCCAAGGUCAAGGAGGAGGGUGGUUUCAUGAAGGGUGUCUUCUGGUCCGAGAAGUUCCUCGUCCUCAGAGAAAAGGCCCUCGACUUCCAAAAGAGCGACACUACCCCCAAGAUCUCCUUCUCGAUCCCCCUCAAGGAUGUCCUCAACAUCACCAGAUCCGAGACCAUCCCCUUUUCUUUCGAGUUGACCCGAGGCACGCCCGGAAAUGAGAAGAUGGUCAUCUGCAAGUUCGAGACGGACAACGAUGUCUACGGCUGGAUCGAUGUCAUUUACAACAAGAGUCCCACCAUGGGCGGUGUCAGCCACCCCACCUCGUUCGCCCACCGCAUCCACGUCGGCUUCGAUCCUGUCACUGGAGGUUUCGUCGGCCUUCCUGUGGAAUGGCAGAAGCUGCUUAACAGUUCAGCGCUGACGACGGAUGACAUGGCCAAGAAUCCUCAAGCUGUUGUUGAGGCUCUCGAAUUCUACACAAGCAAGCUCCAGAAGAGAGCAGACGACCCCAAGCAAUACCCCAGCCUGACCCCCACCCCUCCAAUUGACGCUUACGGCAACAAGCAACUGGGCCACGGAAACGGCAUUGCUCCUCCCCGUCCUCAACCUCCUGCUGCCUACACUAGAAAGGAGAGCUACAGCUCCACCCGCAACGUCUCGCCCGCCGGUUCGCAGCCAUCGCUCUCGCGCACUAACACAGCGCCUCAGUACGACCCCCGCAUCGAGGAUGAGCGCAGACGCAAGGAAGAUGAGAGACGUAGAAUGCUCGAAAAGCAGCGCAUAUACGAAGAUGCUCAGAGAAGAGAGGCACAAGAGCUGGCAGACUAUAACGCUAGUCUGCCCAAACACAAGCUGCCCUUGGCUCAGCAAGAAGUUGGUGGUGGCGGCUACUCGAACGAUCGUGAUGCCAGCCCUUCUUCGAGAUACCAACCUUCCAGACCCGCUCCCUCUGCACCUUCUCCGUCAAGCCAGAAGGUCAACCCAGUCCGCCAACUGACCGCUCAGCGACAGGCCCCCACAGCACCAUCUGCCAAUGGCUCAUCUUCCAUUCCCAGACCCAGCCAAUCUUCUCAGGGACAACACUCUCCCAACAGUCAGAGAAAGCCCAGCGGCCAGGCUGGCGUUCACAUGCCUUCUGGCUCAUCGCAACAGAGAGAACACUCUCCCGCCGCUCCCAAGCCCCUCAAUGUUGCCUCUAAGCAACCGACUGGCGCGCCCAUGGACCCCAUCAAGAAGGCUGAGAUGGCUCUCACUGCUGCUCCACCUAAGAAGGAGGAACCCAGAAAGGAUGUGCGCAUGUCGAGCAUGACCGAUGCCCAGGUCAUGGAGAAGUUGCGCGAAGUUGUCUCCAAAGAGCGUCCCCUCGACUCGUACAACAAGCAGAAGAAGAUUGGUCANGGUGCUUCUGGAUCCGUUUACGUUGCUCGUAUCCGCGAAUCUGCCACUUCGCCCACUGCCCGCCAGCAAUUGCGUGAGAACGGCCCUAGAGCCCAGGUUGCUAUCAAGCAGAUGGAUCUCCGCAACCAGCCUCGCAAGGAAUUGAUCGUCAACGAGAUUAUCGUCAUGAAGGACAGCAAGCACCCCAACAUUGUCAACUUCCUCGAUGCUUUCCUUCAGGAGGAGAGCAACGAGCUGUGGGUUGUCAUGGAGUUCAUGGAGGGUGGUGCACUCACCGAUGUCAUUGACAACAACCCCAGUAUCUCCGAGCCCCAGAUUGCUACCAUCUGCCACGAAGUAAGUGAUGAUCUACAACCAUCAACCCAUGAUAACAAGCUAACAAGAACCUCCAGNACUUGCAAGGGUCUCAUCCACCUUCACCAACAGAACAUCAUUCACCGUGAUAUCAAAUCAGACAACGUCCUGCUUAGUUCGCGAGGCAACGUCAAGAUUACUGAUUUCGGUUUCUGUGCCAAGUUGACCGAGCAGCGCAGCAAGCGUGCCACCAUGGUUGGAACACCCUACUGGAUGGCUCCCGAAGUUGUCAAGCAGAAGGAGUACGGCAGCAAGGUCGACAUCUGGUCCCUGGGUAUCAUGGCCAUCGAGAUGAUCGAGUCCGAGCCUCCAUACCUUAACGAGGAGCCUUUGAAGGCACUUUACCUGAUCGCCACCAACGGCACACCACGUCUGAAGAAGCCUGAAGCCCUUAGCAAGGAACUGAAGAGCUUCUUGAGCGUCUGCUUGUGUGUUGAUGUCAAGUCUCGUGCCACUGCCGAGGAGCUUGGUAGACACGACUUUCUCAAGACGGGCUGCAACCCCAACAUGCUCGCCGAGCUUCUGAGAUUCAGAAAGCAGAGUGGCCACUGA